ACCCUCAACACUCAAGACUCCCAGCAGAGCAAGCAGAUGGUCCAGCCUACAGUGAUUCACAUUCUCUACACUCGUGACUCCCGCACUUGUCAUUCACGAGCAUCUCAGCUCCUGAAUCGUCUUUGGCCUAAAGCAGCCCUCAUCUCGGGAGAACAAGUUUCUGACGCAGCAACACCAAACAGCUCAUCGAAAACCCCGCUCUCUAAUAGUGUUCAUCCAAACUCUCGGUCUGCCCUCACACUAUCCCCAUUCGCAGCAUGUCAGGAUACGGUGCGGUUGGAGGUGGUGGUGCGAGUGGCGCGUCGCUCGCUGAGCAAUUUCAAGACGCCAUACAUGCGCUAGGAUCAUCCAUCCCAUCAUGCUGCGCUCCAGCUCUCAACAUGCUGCCUGGGUCUUUGGCGUCCAUGCUGGGCUCCUCAGGCCAUGCGUCUUCGCUCAUUGCGGGAGGAAGCGGAGCGGCGGGAUCAUCAGGACUUGCGGCUGGAGGGACGUUGAAGCUUAAUGGACGCAGCUUGAACAUCAUUAGACUGCUGGGCGAGGGCGGGUUCUCGUUCGUGUAUCUUGCCCGAGACAAGGCUAGCGGACGAGACUUUGCGCUCAAGCAAAUGCGGUGUCCCUCUGGCACACCCACUCUGCGGCUGGCGCUGGCAGAGAUCGAGACUACUCGUCGAUUCCGCUCUCCACACAUUAUCCGGCUUCUCGACUCCUGCGUAGAGCAGACAGCGGACGGACACAUCGUCUACCUCUUCUUGCCCCUGUUCAGAGGCAAUGCGCAAGACGAGAUCAACGCUCGUGCUGUGCGGGGCGAAAGCGCGAAUGAGAAGCACGUGCUACUCGUUUUCAGGGGUGCUGCGAGAGGCUUGAAAGCCAUGCAUCAGUAUCGUCUGCCAAACGUUGGUGCUCAGCGCGAGCAACAAGAAGCGCAAAUGCAAGCUCACUCAAGAGAAGACCUGGAAAGUCAUGAUCAGCAACUACCUGUGCCUGCAAGCCAAGAUGAUGAGGAUGACUCCGAUUCGAGAAGGUUGAUAGACGGACAUGAAGGAGCCGAUGAUGAGGACGACGGCUCUUAUCCUCCCAAACCGAGACCAGAGAUGACCACCUCUAGCUUGCAAAUGAAUAACGAGCAGGAAACAGGUAGAGAAGGCGAUCUCGUACCCUGGGCACACAGGGAUAUUAAACCUGCAAACAUCAUGAUUGCACAAGAGAGGCAAGCAGAUGGCACGCUCGCGGAACCCGUAGCUGUCCUGAUGGACUUUGGCUCUGCACUCAGAGGCCGUAUACAUAUCAAGUCUAGAAGAGAGGCGAUCAUGCAGCAGGAUUUGGCGGCUGAGCACAGCUCGAUGCCGUAUCGAGCUCCAGAGCUAUUCGAUGUCAAGACGGACGCGAAGCUAGAUGAAAAGGUCGACAUUUGGUCCUUGGGCGCCACGCUAUUUGCACACUUGUACGGCUACUCGCCCUUCGAAACCCCACAGAUAGUCGAGCAAGGUGGCAGCGUAGCCAUGACUGUACAGACUGGCACUUGGAAGUUUCCAGAGCCAGCGAGCAGCACUCAUUCGCAAGCGACCAAGGACAUCAUCAGGAGAUGUUUGGUGCUUGAUCCGAAGAAGAGACCUGAUAUUGACGAGGUGCUCGAACUUACCGAAAAGGCUUUGAGAGCACUCGCGUGAUGCGCAGUCACUGGUCCGGCAGCUAUGCGCAACGGAUAGAAGCCGAUGUAGAUUACUUGAGGGACAAUGCUAUCAUCUUCCAC
Molecule: messenger RNA, 1750 nt
Organism: Ceraceosorus guamensis
Lineage: Eukaryota; Fungi; Basidiomycota; Exobasidiomycetes; Ceraceosorales; Ceraceosoraceae
Product: Pkinase-domain-containing protein
Exons: 4
Coding region: 381-1667 (428 amino acids)
Biological process (GO): regulation of vacuole fusion, non-autophagic; vacuolar protein processing; protein phosphorylation
Cellular component (GO): cytoplasm; Golgi apparatus
Molecular function (GO): protein serine/threonine kinase activity; ATP binding
Source: RefSeq, a predicted model, not a curated record